Arachis ipaensis is the source of this 2088-nucleotide messenger RNA. RefSeq lists its product as uncharacterized. Lineage: Eukaryota; Viridiplantae; Streptophyta; Magnoliopsida; Fabales; Fabaceae. Gene Ontology annotation, molecular function: DNA helicase activity. Gene Ontology annotation, biological process: DNA repair; telomere maintenance. The record is from RefSeq and is a predicted model, not a curated record.
AUGGUAUAUAGUCUAUGUGGUCCGUACAACAAGAAUUCACCUUGCAUGAAGAAUGGAUCAUGUUCAAAGUUCUAUCCUAAAGAGUUUAGACAGCGAACACUCAUUGAUGAGGCCGGAUUUUCCAAAUAUAGGCAUACUGAUAACGGUCGAACAGUAAAGAAAAGGGAAUGUGUACUAAACAAUAAGUUCAUUAUUUCGUAUAAUCCAGAAUUGUUGUUCAAGUUCGGGUGCCACAUAAAUGUGGAAUACACAUGCCAAACAAGUUCUAUUAAGUAUCUGUUUAAGUAUGUACACGAGGGUAAUGACCGCGUAACAGCUACUCUAUACAAUGCUGGUGAUCCGUCAGAAGCCACACAAGUUGUUGACGAAAUUAGGAAUUAUUACGAUUGUAAGUACAUUUCGGCAUGUGAGGCAGUCUGGCGUCUAUUUGGAUACGAAAUCCAAGAGAAAGAACCACUUGUGAUUAGACUUCCAUUCCAUUUGGUGGAUGAGCAACAUGUGGUUUAUGGUGAAACUUCUAAUGUGAAUGAUAUCGUCGAAAGAGUAAUAUCUCAUAAGUCCAUGUUUUUGGGAUGGAUGGCGGCGAACAUAUCAUAUCCCUAUGCUCGAAGUCUGACUUAUGCUGAGUUUUCAACUAAAUUUGUUUGGAAGGACGAUUCUUCAAAGUGGUUUCCUCGAAAGAAAGGCUUCGCAAUUGGAAGAUUCAUGUACCUACAGAGAGAAUGUAUGAGUUUUCGAGACAUAAGAACAGUAGGAGGAACAAUUUAUGCUAUGUAUAGAGAUGCAUGCUUCGCCCUUAGACUCUUGCAAGAUGACAAAGAAUUCAUUGAUGCAAUUAAGGAAGCAAGCUCAUGGGUCUCAGGAUCAUAUGUUAGGAGGUUAUUUGUCAUUCUAUUAACAUCCAAUAAUAUCUCAAGACCAGAACAUGUCUGGGAUAGAUGUUGGCAUGAACUCUCAGAUGAUAUUUUGUAUCGACAGAGAGUUGUGAUGAACAUGAGGGAGUUAACAAUGUCAGAUGAUGAGAUUAAGCAGUUGUGCUUAAUGGAUAUAGACAAGAUCUUACAUUCCUAUGGUAAAACCUUGAAAGACUAUCCUCCAAUACCUUUAACAACUGAAGUUGAUAGUUCUUUGUUAACCGAAAGGGUUAUUAGGGAAGAGCUAAACUUUAAUAGGGAUGAUUUAAAGAAAAAUGCCUCAGACAUGUUAGCCAUCGCAACACUUGAGUGGAGAUAUGCAUUCGAUAAAAUUGUUAGAGCUGUGUAUUGUGAUGAAGGGGGAUUUUUCUUUGUGUAUGGUCAUGGGGGUACUGUAAAAACAUUUCUUUGGAACCUUAUGUAUGCUGAGAUUCGCUCAAGGGGUGAUAUAGUGUUAAACGUUGCUCUGAGUGGUAUUGCAUCUUUACUUCUUCCCAAUAGAAGAACGGCACACUCAAAGUUCAAAAUACGGCUGAAUAUAACUGAGAAUUCUGUAUGUAACAUCAAACCUGGUUCCCCUCAAGCAAUGUUGCUGUUGAAAGCCAAACUUAUAAUUUGGGAUGAGGCUCCAAUGGUGGAGACUUUAGACAAAUUCUUCCUGUCAUUUCACAAAGAUCGAGACAAGAUAUCGUUCAUUCAACCUGGUCUUUGUAAUGGUACAAGGCUACAAGUUAGGAAGUUUGGAAAUCAUGUCAUAGAAUGUAAAGUCUUAACGGGUAACAAUGUUGGUCAUAUUGCUUUGAUUCCAAGAAUGAAUAUGGUACCAACAAAUGAAACCGUCCCAGUUAGAUUCCAACGAAAACAGUUUCCUAUAAUAGUAUUGUUUGCCAUGACAAUUAACAAGUUUCAGGGACAAACUUUAUCUUAUGUUGGAUUGUGCUUGCCCAAACCAGUUUUUACACAUGACCAACUAUAUGUGGCACUUUCAAAAGUUAAGAAUUGUCAGCUGAACCAGAGCGAAGUGGAUUUUGAAACUGAAUCCAAUGAAGUUCUUGAGUUAAACCUUUCUGAUGCUGCAUCAGUGGUGCAACCAAAUUUCAACCAAUAUCAUGGACAUGUUAUAAAUUAUCAGUUCAGGGAAUCAACAGCAAGGGAUAAUUUUUUGGGUGUAUAG